UCGGAAAAUCGAAGAAGGCAACAAAGAAAUAGGAAAAUAGAAACGAGCAAAAAAAAACAACGGCAGAUAGAUAAAGCGAAAGAAAGAGUUGAAACGAGCGGAUUGUUGUAAAGCGAGUGGCGUACCGCAAAUUGGGAAUGUGCAAAUAUUUAGGGUUGCCAAUGUUUUGAUGGUUGUAUUUGUUUGCUCAAAACUUUUAUUAACUACAGGCCCGAGAAUAUUCAGAAUUAAAAAGUGUUUUGAAGUUUGAAUUUUAUGCUUGGUGCAGUUUUUUCAACAUACAUACAAGUUGAGCUGUUCACAUGAUCAAAUUUGCGCUGAUCGUUACUAUUUUGGCCAAAAGCCAAGAGCGCAUUUUCUUUCCAUUGCUUUUUACUUUUAUUUACAUAAUUAUGACGUUCGCGAAAAACUUUGUCACUACUAUUAACUUUUUGUAAGCGUAUGUUAUUAAUUGGUAAGACGCCCUCGACGUCGUGUGCCAAUGUUUUCUUUCGUACAAAUGAACUUCAGCGCUCUAUCGGUACUUCUGUCAAGAGUGUGGACAUGCAUCUGUUUUAUGUUCAACAGACAAGUUCGCUCGAUUGUACAAUAUCAGCCAGUCAAAUAUGAACUAUUUCCACUGUCGCCGGUGUCAAGGCAUCGGCUUGGAAUUGUACAACGGAAAACACUUGUACUGGAUUUAGAUGAAACACUUAUUCACUCACAUCAUAGCGCUAUGUCGCGAAAUACCGUCAAGCCGGGCACACCACAUGACUUCACGGUCAAAGUAAUAAUUGAUCACCAUCCGGUACGUUUCUUCGUUCAUAAACGCCCGCAUGUGGAUUAUUUUUUGGAUGUGGUUUCACAAUGGUAUGACUUAGUUAUAUUUACAGCCAGUAUGGAAAUAUAUGGAGCAGCGGUUGCUGAUAAACUGGACAACGGACGCAACAUUUUGCGUCGCCGCUAUUACCGUCAGCAUUGUACGCCUGAUUUUAGCUCUUACACCAAAGAUUUAUCUGCUAUCUGCAGUGAUUUGAAUAGAAUUUUCAUAAUUGACAACUCCCCUGGUGCAUACCGUUGUUUUCCCAACAACGCGAUACCAAUCAAGAGUUGGUUCUCUGACCCAAUGGAUGUUGCGUUGCUAUCACUACUUCCAAUGUUGGAUGCGUUGAGGUUUACAAAGGACGUGCGUUCGGUUUUGUCAAGAAAUUUACAUUUGCAUCGUUUAUGGUAGCAGUUUUACAGAUUAAAAAUUUGGUGCUGUGACGCUUAAACGAUUUUUUAGUUUGUUUUAUAUGAUAAGCACUAUAAAUAAAUCAAAAGGAAGGCAAAUACAAAAAACAUAUUUUUUGACAUACAAAAAUAUUUUUGACAUCUUUUUAAUCCUAUCAAGGAGAGAUAGCUUCCACCCCACGCCGGUUUUCCAUAUACGCAUUUUAAGCGUAAUUUAAAUGAAAUUGCUAAUUCAAUAAAUCCGUGGAGAACUUAUUUAAUAUAAUUUGUACAUUAUAUAUAUACUUAAUUUUCUAAAGGAUUUUCCAAUCUGAUGUAUGUAAAUUAUGAUAAAUAUGUGUAUGUGUUUUUGAUUUAAAUAUUAUUUAUUAGUAGAAAUAAUAAAAUAUUCAAUUAGUUUAAGUAUACAUAUACAUACAGUGUUUUUUCAUAAGAAGAAAAAAAAUUAAUGAACGUAUUAAUAUGAACUUUUUGCUUUUGUUGAACGUUAUUUGAUGAUCAAAAUGAAAAACUUAUGUAUGUUAUAAUUUAGCAUUUAACGGCAGCGCAACAGAAUCUAUUUUAAAUGAUCAACACAAUCUAAAACUAAGCAAAUUGAAAUAUCAUAAGGAAAACGAACUAAAUCAAAGUCGUGUAUGUGUGUGUAUUUAGAUUCUAAACGUACACAGAUGCACAGCAGAAGGUAAUAAAAGUAUAAAUAAGAGCUAAUAAGCUGUAAAGAAUGAAAAAUAAAGAAACCAGCAAAGUAUCCUUUUGAUAAUAGCAGUAUUAUCGGAGUCUUGCACGGAUUGCGCGGUAAAAACCGGUUUUCCUAUGGGACAGCCUGGCAGUCUUGUAGGUUUAUCCGUGCACCGUGCAAGGGCUUUGCAAGACUGCGAGAAUUCCGUUAUUAUGUUUUCACGGUAAAAAAAGAAACUAAAAUAAUACCGGCUUUGUCUGGAAAAUGGAGCAAAUUAAAAUAAGAACAAAGUGACUCAGUUAUAAUUUAGAGUAAACUCUACAUAUUGCUCAUUUACUACAAUAGUGUCAUAAUUCCAGAAAAUAUAAAUUUUGAGUUGAGUAUGCAGAAAUUACCGCUUCGUCUACUUCGAAGCUGUAUAAAAAUUUCACAGCUGUUACCAGUAUCUCACUUGAACAAAAUAUGGGUUCAUUUUUACUAUGGGAGUAUACAUAUCGCUAGCCUCUUGUAUUAAAAUAUGAGUCUUCAUAAAGAGUGGACUUAGCAACUUUUCACUCUAAGCUAGCGAUAUGUAAAUUUCGCUUUUGUUGAGUUUGGACAUUUUUGAAGUAAAUGAGCGAUAUGUACAUACAUACAUACAUACAUAUGUAUGUCGAAAAAUUAGAAUGACAAAAAAAUUAGCUUUUAAGUUUGUAGUAAGUGGAGUAGUGUAUAAAACGGAAUAGUUGAUUAAGACGGCCCUUAUAUCAAAGACAGUCUGUCGCAUAAAUGUCUUAUAAACAUCUAACACAAGUUAUGUAGUUUAAAGCAUUUUUGUUUGUACAUUUUUCCUUGAAAUUUAUUGCGAAAUAUGAGUUAUGUGGUUUAUACUUAUCAUUUGCCUAUACAUAAUUGUCAUUAAGCAACAGAUUGUAGAACACUUGCCACCCUAGUAACAAAAAAAAAA
Rhagoletis pomonella (apple maggot) is the source of this 2837-nucleotide messenger RNA. Its product is annotated as CTD nuclear envelope phosphatase 1 homolog. The record is from RefSeq and is a predicted model, not a curated record. Bases 482 to 1213 code for a protein of 243 amino acids. Gene Ontology annotation, molecular function: protein serine/threonine phosphatase activity. NCBI's taxonomy places the organism in Eukaryota, Metazoa, Arthropoda, Insecta, Diptera, Tephritidae. The transcript has 6 exons.